This is a messenger RNA of Malassezia globosa CBS 7966, 636 nucleotides long. RefSeq lists its product as uncharacterized. Bases 1 to 636 code for a protein of 211 amino acids. The record is from RefSeq and is a predicted model, not a curated record. NCBI's taxonomy places the organism in Eukaryota, Fungi, Basidiomycota, Malasseziomycetes, Malasseziales, Malasseziaceae. The transcript has a single exon.
AUGGUACCAGCGACAGGAAUGAACAUCGCCUCUCUCAAAACUGCGGACGCCGCCAACGACGCUGCCUCCUCCCACAGUCAGCGAGAGAGGAUCGUCCCUACAUUCAAUGAACGCUUCCUCUUCGAUGACGAACUGGAAGCUACAGAUGAUUCGGCCUUCAUGAACAGGUACAACCUUUCAGCAGAAGAUGACAUGUUUCCCAUGCUUUUCAAGCCACAAGGCCCACCGCCUCUGUCCGCAACGACCCAUUCUGCAGCCCCUCUCGCUCCCUCGGCCGCUGCUGCAGCCACAGCAACUACCAGCAUCUCAUCUACUCCUGCCUCUGCGCAUGUGUCUACGCCGUUGUCUCUGCCGUCUCAGCUCUCUACGUUCUCAAGUGCGCUCGAUCUUGCUCCCCUGUCACAGCUGCCGAAGCGCUCAGCCCAGUCUUUGGGUCAUGGACCUAUGGCCUUGUCUCCAUGGCUCCACGCUGAGCGAAUCAAUUCGCAUCAGUCUAAUCCAGCCACGCAUCGACCCACUUCGUUUGCUGGCAUGUCUCCUCGUCACAUUGGCACUUCGCCAACAGCUUCUCUACUCAUGGGUUCUAAUCCAACGGCGCAUCCUGCCUCGUCGUCCUUGUCGGAUUUUUUUCGAUAA